Molecule: messenger RNA, 498 nt
Organism: Mitosporidium daphniae
Lineage: Eukaryota; Fungi; Microsporidia
Product: peptidyl-prolyl cis-trans isomerase
Exons: 1
Coding region: 1-498 (165 amino acids)
Biological process (GO): protein peptidyl-prolyl isomerization; protein folding
Cellular component (GO): intracellular membrane-bounded organelle
Molecular function (GO): peptidyl-prolyl cis-trans isomerase activity
Source: RefSeq, a predicted model, not a curated record
AUGGCCAAUCCAACCGUUUUCUUCGAUAUUACUGCUGGCGGAAACCCGCUUGGAAGAAUUGUGAUGGAGUUGAGGGCAGAUGUGGUUCCCAAGACGGCCGAAAAUUUCCGCGCUCUUUGUAUCGGCGACAAACCGGGGCUUUCAUACAAGGGCUCCUGUUUUCACCGCGUUAUCCCAAACUUCAUGUGUCAAGGUGGCGACUUUACUAAAGGCAAUGGCACUGGCGGUAAAUCCAUUUAUGGCGAAAAGUUUGAGGACGAAAACUUCGAGUUGAAACACACUGGCCCGGGCAUCCUUUCCAUGGCAAAUGCCGGACCCAAUACCAACGGCUCCCAGUUUUUUAUUUGCACCGCAAAGACCUCGUGGCUUGACGAAAAGCAUGUAGUAUUUGGAAAAGUCACCGAGGGAAUGGAUGUCGUUCGAAGCAUCGAAAAGUUGGGCACGAGCUCUGGUUCCGUCAGCCCCAAGGUUGUGAUCGCCAACUGUGGUCAGCUUUAA